AAACAAGAAACACUUACCAACCUAAGCGUUGGUAGAGAAAAGCUAAAUCACAAUGAGAUCUUCUUCUAAGAUGGGGCCUUCUACCCAUCUCAUUUCCGCUCUAGGAGUUAUCAUCAUGGCGACAAUGGUUGCUGCUUAUGAGCCAUACACAUAUAGUUCUCCACCACCGUCGUAUUCUACACCAUCUCCUAAGGUUGAAUACAACUCUCCCCCACCACCAUACGUGUCUCUACCACCACUACCGUAUAUCUCUCCAUCGCCUAAGGUUGACUAUAAGUCUCCAUCACCUGUAUAUAGUUCCCCACCACCACCGCCAUACUACUCUCCAGCCCCUAAGGUUGACUUCAAGUCUCCUCCACCACCGUAUGUCUACAGUUCCCCACCACCACCAUACUACUCUCCAUCGCCAAAAGUAGACUACAAGUCUCCUCCUCCACCAUAUGUUUACAGUUCCCCACCACCACCAUACUACUCUCCAGCCCCUAAGGUUGACUACAAGUCUCCUCCUCCACCAUAUGUCUACAGCUCUCCACCACCACCAUACUAUUCUCCAGCACCUAAGGUUGAAUACAAGUCUCCUCCACCACCAUAUGUUUACAAUUCCCCACCACCACCGUACUACUCUCCAUCCCCAAAGGUUGUAUACAAAUCUCCUCCUCCACCAUAUGUCUACAGCUCUCCACCACCACCGUAUUACUCUCCAUCCCCUAAAGUUGUUUACAAGUCUCCACCUCCCCCAUAUGUCUACAGUUCUCCACUACCACCAUACUACUCCCCAGCCCCAAAGGUACACUACAAGUCUCCUCCACCACCGUAUGUUUACAGCUCCCCACCACCACCACACUACUCUCCAUCCCCUAAGGUUGUAUACAAAUCUCCACCACAUCCUCAUGUAUGUGUGUGUCCACCACCUCCUCCAUGUUAUUCUCCACCUCCAAAGGUUGUAUACAAGUCUCCUCCACCACCAUAUGUUUACAGUUCCCCACCACCACCAUACCACUCUCCAUCCCCUAAGGUUGUAUACAAGUCUCCUCCACCACCAUAUGUCUACAGCUCUCCUCCACCACCAUACUAUUCUCCAGCCCCUAAGGUAGACUACAAGUCUCCUCCACCACCGUAUGUUUACAGCUCCCCACCACCACCAUAUUACUCUCCAUCCCCUAAGGUUGUAUACAAGUCUCCUCCUCCCCCGUAUGUCUAUAGUUCACCACCCCCACCAUACUAUUCUCCAUCCCCUAAGGUAGACUACAAGUCUCCUCCCCCACCGUAUGUUUACAGCUCCCCACCACCACCAUACUACUCUCCAUCCCCUAAGGUAGACUACAAAUCCCCUCCUCCCCCUUAUGUUUACAGCUCCCCACCACCACCAUACUACUCUCCAUCCCCUAAGGUAAACUACAAGUCUCCUCCACCACCGUAUGUUUACAGUUCCCCACCACCACCUUACUACUCUCCAGCACCUAAGGUAGACUACAAAUCUCCUCCACCACCGUAUGUUUACAGUUCUCCACCACCACCAUACUACUCUCCAGCGCCUAAGGUAGACUACAACUCUCCUCCACCACCAUAUGUUUACAGUUCCCCACCCCCACCAUACUACUCUCCAUCUCCUAAAGUUGUAUACAAGUCUCCUCCUCCCCCGUAUGUCUACAGUUCUCCACCCCCACCAUCGUACACACCUCCAAAAAGUGAGUACUAAGCUUCAUGGCCACCCUCGUAUUACAAAAUGUAAUUUGGAUUCUUUUAUAACUUGUUGAGUUUUAUUUGAUCUCAUCUUUCUUUUUUUCUGAUGCUAUUUGUAUCUAAUAAUUUUUAAUUUUCCUCGUAUGGAUUCAAAUAUUUUGCUACUAAAUCUACACAUGGUUUCAUGGUUUUCCUUUUAUUUGUGUAAAGGUUGCUUUCAAUCUAUAUGAAGUUCUUUGCUAUAAAUAUAAUCUUUUAACAUGUUGUCUUGUAUAUGGAUGCAUACUAAGUUGCAUGGAUUAUUUUAAUUCUAUUGUGUUUUUAAAGUUUAA
This is a messenger RNA of Camelina sativa (false flax), 2015 nucleotides long. RefSeq lists its product as uncharacterized. Gene Ontology annotation, molecular function: structural constituent of cell wall. NCBI's taxonomy places the organism in Eukaryota, Viridiplantae, Streptophyta, Magnoliopsida, Brassicales, Brassicaceae. Gene Ontology annotation, biological process: plant-type cell wall organization. The record is from RefSeq and is a predicted model, not a curated record.